UUUUAAUAAUCAACCUGCCCCCUUGUGCAUGUUUCGAUUCCGUUCCUUAUUCAAAAUGGCUGAAGAAACCAUCGCAAAGAAGAUCAAGACCUCGUCCCCCUUGAUCGGGACUCACAACGGCCACUUCCACGCCGAUGAAGCUCUCGCAGUCUACCUUCUCCGUCUCCUCCCCACCUACAGUGCCUCCCCUCUGAUCCGGACGCGGGAUCCGGCCCAGCUGGCAACAUGCCACACGGUAGUUGACGUGGGCGGCGAAUAUGACCCGGCGACGAACCGCUACGACCACCACCAGCGGACAUUCGCAACGACGUUCCCGGAGCACAGCACGAAGCUUUCAUCCGCGGGGCUGGUAUACAUGCACUUCGGACGGGCGAUCAUCGCGCAGCGCACUUCCCUCCCACAGGACCACGAGGACGUGACGCUGCUGUACGAGAAGCUGUACAACGACUUCAUCGAGGCGAUCGACGCCAACGACAACGGGGUGGCGGUGUACGAGCCGGAGGCGAUCGCGGCGGCGGGGCUGAAGAAGCGGUUCCGGGAUGGCGGGAUCACGAUCGCGUCCGUGGUCGGCGACAUGAACAACCCGGACCCGACCAGCCCGCCGGGCGAGCCGCAGGACGAGGACAGCCUGUUCGGCCGCGCCAGCACUUUCAUCGGCAACGUCUUCACGCGCAAGCUGCACCACGCCGUCUCGUCGUGGCUGCCGGCCCGCACCACCGUCGGCACCGCCUACCGCGCCCGCCGCGAUGUUCACCCCUCCGGCCGCAUCAUCGUGCUGCCCCAGGGCGGCGUGCCCUGGAAGGAGCACCUGUACAACUUCGAGCAGGCCGAGGGUUCCUCCGGUGAGGAGCAGACCUACUACGUGCUUUACCCCGAGAGCGCCUCCGAGGGCUCCAAGUGGCGCGUGCAGUGCGUCUCCGAGAGCGAGGGCAGCUUCGUGUCGCGCAAGCCUUUGCCUGAGGCGUGGCGCGGGGUCCGCGACGCCGACCUCGACGGCGUCAUGGCUGCUGAGGCUGAUAAGGCCGGCCAGCCUCGCAUCCCUGAGGGCGCUGUCUUCGUUCACGCCAGCGGCUUCAUCGGUGGUCACCAGACCAAGGAGGGUGCUUUGGCCAUGGCGAUCCGUGGUCUGGAGUAAUAGACUGGUUGACGAUGGGAUGGGUCCUGUCCAGGUAAUGACUGGUAGCUGAAGUAAGACUUGCAUAACAUGUUGAUCUAAUGACGUUUGAUCCGGGUAUUGAUGAG
Aspergillus homomorphus CBS 101889 is the source of this 1242-nucleotide messenger RNA. Its product is annotated as MYG1 family protein. The transcript is spliced from 2 exons. The coding region runs from base 56 to 1135 and encodes 359 amino acids. The record is from RefSeq and is a predicted model, not a curated record. Gene Ontology annotation, cellular component: nucleus; cytoplasm. NCBI's taxonomy places the organism in Eukaryota, Fungi, Ascomycota, Eurotiomycetes, Eurotiales, Aspergillaceae.